CGUCUCUGUGUAGGGGUCAGAUACGCUUGUUUUCUGCAUUCCUUCGCGAGUAGUUUUUUAAAGUUUUUGAUUCCAUGUUUUCACACGCUUAAUGCGAGUUUUCGCUCUCACAAUGGAAGGUGAAGUUAUCGGACCUGGGCCGUACCGGGCGACGAAGCUGUGGAAUGAAACCAUUAAACUUUUUCGUGGAGGCAUGCCAUUACGAAGGCACUGGGCGCACUUCCGUUGCUAUGACAGCAGUUUCACAGGAUCCGAGGCUGUGGAUUAUCUGCACGAGUUGCUGAGACACAACUACAACUUUGGACCUGAAGUUACUCGCUACCAAACACUGCAGCUGCUCAGGAAGUUCCUCAAGGCCCAUGUGAUAGAAGACAUCAAAGGACGCCAUGGGACAGAGGACUUUGAAGACAACAGUCACCUGUACAGGUUUCCCACACUGAGUCCUCUCAAAUCUCUUCCGACACGACCUCUGUUGAAAGACAGCAGUGACCUGCCCAGACUCAUCCGCUGGGAUGAUUACGAGGAGCUGCCGCAACAGGAAAAUGUUGCACCUAUCAAGUCUGCUGUCAUGACUUCAGAUCUGUGGAAUAAAAGACACAGCGUUGCUAUUGGAGAUGUUCACGAAUGCAAGCUCAUCCGCAGGAAAGAAGUAACUCCAAAGCAGGUGGACCACAUCUGGAAGUCGAUGACAAUCGCACAUUUACAGAGAGUUCUGGGUUUGAAGACCUUGGAUGGCGUUUUAAACCCAGCACAUGUGAACGGCAAGCACAUUGUUCACAAUGUCGUCAGUGUUAAUAAAACAGGCGUAGUUGUACUGGAGAACAAAGCCGAGGACAUGCCUUAUUGGGUGGUAUCAGCGAUGAAAUGUCUUGCUAAAUGGCCUAAUGGCAAUGAAAGCAGACAACCGGUGUACCCUGGUUUCGAAAGAGAUGUUCUGAGGACAGUAGCAGAUUAUUUCCAGAGACUCAAAGAGCCGCUGCUGACUUUCCAUCUAUAUGAGGUCUUUGUCAACAUUCUCAGUCUGCUGCAGGAGAAGGAUGUAGCCACUGAGGCACUACAAGUCAGCUGCCUCCUGCUGCCACCACCCAACCGAAGACGCCUCCAGCUUUUACUGCGUCUCAUGGCCCGUGUCUGCCAGAAUCCCCAGCUGCCUCCACUUAAUGACACUAUUGCUACCCGCACACUGAUGGUGCAGAUGUUCUCUCACUGCGUUCUGGGCUCGGCAGACGACAUGGACCUGGACGAGUUACUUGCAACCAAACUGGUGACCUUCAUGAUGGAGCACCACAACGCCAUCUUCCAAGUUAACGCUAAACUACGCCGCCAGGUUGAGGAGCAUCUGUCACACCUCAAACGAGCUCAGAUCAAAUAUGCAGGUUCAGAUACAGAUUUCAGCGCCUCGCCAGCCUUUUUUAAACAGAUCAACAGGGUGGAGUCUGAGGAGCAGAAGGUAAUAGGUACGCAGACCCCUCUGCAGCAGUUGCUGGAAGGCCUGAUUGCAGACGAAGAACUCCCUCUUAAAGACAAAAGAAAAAGGCUCAAACAGUUCCAAAAAUCCUACCCAGAGGUCUACCACAAUAGAUUUCCCACUGAGGAAAGCAAAGCUGCUGUCAUACCAGAAAAAACUCGACUCAAACCUCAUCUCAUGCUUUUCAACCUCAAGAAACCUUUUCAGCCUUUUCAGAGAAGCUGGAGUUUCAGGGCCUGAUCUGUCACAGUUCAUGCAUUUACUGCACAAGACAACGCAAACAUCUCAACCUCAGACUCAUGAGACAAGGACUAUGUGACUGUAACGGCACUAUGGACACAAUUAUGGUACUCUUCAAUAAUCACUACAUUUUCCCCCUUUUUCUGUGUGGUACUGUUAAACGUGGCUGAAGUUAAAUGGCCUUGUUGACUGAAAUCAGAUGAAGAAGAUGUCCUUCUAUACAGAUAACGUAGUCCUUGAGUGUUGAGCAUCAUCACCUGCAUGCAACAAUAUGAAUGGAUGACCCGACCUUUUAUUAAUUUCACCUUAUUGUCUAGAUCUGAAACUUGAACUUUAGGGGAACAAUGAUCCACUAAUAGCAAACACUCACUAAUAAAUGAAAAUCAGAUAUGUAUUCAUGUAUUUGUACUUUUUUAUGUACUAUGUCUAAAAAAACAAGAUCUAAAGAGCUAAACUGAAUGCAAGACAUUUCAAAAGUAUUAACAGGUUACUAAAUAUUUAUGUGAUAGUUGUUUUAUUUUGAUUCAAACAAUGUUUCUAAUAAUGCAAAGAAGUAUUUCAUUUGUUAAAUAUUUAGUCAAAUAGUAAUGAGUUUCAACUAAGGCAGCCUAAUUUUUUCUUUUUUAAAUCAUUUAAAUGAGUACUUAGUAUCCAUAAACAUAUCAAGGGUUUACCGAGGAAGGUACUACAGUACCAGUCAAAAAUUUGGGGACACCUAUUCAAUCCAAAUGAAUGUGAAUGGGUGUCCCAACUUUUUCUAGUACUGUGCAUGUGGCAUUGCUUUAUUAAUGUACAACUUGUGUUACACUUCAGAUCAUGAAUGCAUUUGCAACAAACAGGUUAAUACAACCAAUAUGUGGAUGUAAAUUAUAAGUUUACGUUU
This is a messenger RNA of Melanotaenia boesemani (Boeseman's rainbowfish), 2591 nucleotides long. It is a transcript of the gene depdc1b, whose product is annotated as DEP domain containing 1B. The record is from RefSeq and is a predicted model, not a curated record. NCBI's taxonomy places the organism in Eukaryota, Metazoa, Chordata, Actinopteri, Atheriniformes, Melanotaeniidae. The coding region runs from base 92 to 1708 and encodes 538 amino acids. The transcript has 11 exons. Gene Ontology annotation, biological process: intracellular signal transduction.